Strongylus vulgaris is the source of this 1065-nucleotide messenger RNA. NCBI's taxonomy places the organism in Eukaryota, Metazoa, Nematoda, Chromadorea, Rhabditida, Strongylidae. The record is from the annotation of a GenBank genome assembly.
AUGCGUCCUUCAUCAAAUGGCAGCGGUCAUCUCAAGUCCGAGCAAUCACCGGCCAGUGCACAGCAAAAUUCUAGCGACCAGAUGUCUAUGAACUCUGGAAUGUCUAGCACAGCGCUUAGUCCUACAUCGUGUUCUAUGUUUGGCAAUAGCACGCAAGGUGGUUCCAACUCCGACCAAGGCCCACCUCAACCACCCACAGCGAAUACGCCAUUCCCUCUCGUCACUCACUAUGAUAUGCCUCCAGCCUUUUUGCAUUUGCAAGAGUCAUUUCAGAACAUUGCUCCAAUGGAACCUCCAACAUUUGCCUUUCUACCGCAUACCAAGCAUUAUGAUAUUACUUAUGAUCGCCGAUAUCCGAUGAAUCCGAUGUCACAGGGCCAACCACCGAUGCACAGUCGGCAACCAGUACCUAGUCCCCAGAUGAUGUCACCUGCCUUUCAACAACCUCAGCCCCCAAAUAAAGGGAAAGCUCCACCUGUCAAGAAGGCUCGAAGUGAUUCCACAGAUGGUGGGUUCCCUGGAAUGUCUUCCAAUAAUGGGAUGAUGAUGGCACCAGGAUGUCUACCUCGGCCUAUGCAGUUGCCACCUGAUAUGUCCCAUUACGGAGGGGUCCCGACGUCAAUGGGCAUGAUUCCUGCCAUGCAGUGUUAUCCGGGAGCUUCUCCUACCGCUGUACCGACGAGCUCAACGUCUUCCGGUGGUAAUACACCUAUGAACAUGCCCAAUGGGAUGUUCACUAUGGGCAACGUACCCCAUAGCGCACAGUCUAUGAGUAUGGGCAUGCAGCAGCAAGUCAAUGACAGCCGAUCACAGCAAGCGUCAGUGUCUACAGGUUUUCCAAAUAUGUCCAACGGCCAACUCCAAUCUAGCGAGCAACAACCACUGAGCAGUCCCCGAAAUCAGAUGACUCAGAAUCCUUAUCAACAGUCAGGAAAUCAGUUUGACAUAUCUCCUCAAUGUCCGAAAUGCCUGUGUCUUGUGUCGAUGACUCAGAAUCCUUAUCAACAGUCAGGAAACCAGUUUGACAUAUCUCCUCAAUGUCCGAAAUGCCUGUGUCUUGUGUCG